Rana temporaria (common frog) is the source of this 930-nucleotide messenger RNA. RefSeq names its product secreted RxLR effector protein 161-like. The record is from RefSeq and is a predicted model, not a curated record. Lineage: Eukaryota; Metazoa; Chordata; Amphibia; Anura; Ranidae. Bases 198 to 845 code for a protein of 215 amino acids. The transcript has a single exon.
CACUUCCUAGGCAUGCAGAUAGAAAGAGAAGAAGAUGGUAGUUUUCUUAUUAACCAGAGUCACAAAAUACAGGAAGUAAUUGAAACUUUUGGGCUCAAUGAUGCCAAACCAGUCAACUCGCCUAUGGAGACAAAUUAUCUUAAAGAAUUAAACAACUCAAUUAACCCCUGCAAAAUGACUCACAAUUCAGAAGAGCAAUGGGGAAGUUACUAUACAUUGCCACAGUGGCAAGGCCUGACAUAGCUACAGCAGUGGGAUUCUUAUGCAGAAAAGUAUCCCAGCCAACCCAGAUGGACUGGAACGCAGCAAAAAGGAUCAUACGCUAUUUGAAGGGAACAAUAGACUUUAAACUGAAAUUUUCAUCAACAGGGAAGAGUGGUCUGACUGGAUAUGUGGAUGCAGACUGGGCAGGUGACCCCAGUGAUCGGAAAUCCACCAGUGGACACCUGUUUCUAUUUAAAGACGGUCUGAUCAGCUGGACCACCAGAAAACAGUCCACAGUGACACUGUCCUCCACCGAAGCAGAAUACGUGGCCGCAUCACAAGCAGGGCAAGAGGUAAUCUGGUUGAGACAAUUGCUGGAAGAUCUAGAUCAGAUCCAGAAAGAGUCCACGCCAAUCUAUGAGGACAAUCAAGGAUGUAUAGCACUCGCACAGACAGAGCGGAUAAACCCGAGAACCAAACACAUAGACGUGAGAUAUCACUUCUUAAGAGACUUACAAGAGCAAGGACAGAUGGAUCUACAAUACUGUCCCACUGAGGAAAUGUUAGCAGACAUCCUUACUAAGCCUUUGCCUGCAAAGAGACAUAUGGAUCUAACAAGAAGAAUCGGUUUGUCUAAUUAAGCACUUCACAAUGAGAAGGGGUGUUGGAGACUGAACAUUGUUUCAUGCUAUGUUAUACAUUGCUUGGUUUAUUUCCCUGUGUAUU